AUGAGUCGCAGGAUCUCGCCAUCGGAGUUGACCAACUCAAACCGUUUCGUGCCAGAUAGCAUGAUCAAUGUUUUUCGAGUGGACGACAAGACGGUGGUCAAAUUAUGCGAUCCAACCCGUCUUGCGGAGGCAGAAGCUUUGAGGUUUAUUCACUCCAAAACUUCACUGCCAGUUCCUGAAGUAUACAAUGCCUAUGUCGACGAAAGCACCGAUCGUGGAGUUAUCGUUUUGGAGUAUAUUGAUGGCGAUGUUUUUCAAGAUGUUAUUGAGGAGAUGGAUGAUGAGCGACGCGAAAAGAUUGCCUUGGAGUUGCAGAGGUUUAUGACAGAGCUGCGAUCAUUUGAAGGCGAAUUCAUCGGGUCUGUUGAUGGAUCUCCUUGUGAAGAUCCAGUCUUCUGUGCCGAACAGGGUGUAUUUGGCCCGUACAAAACAGAGCAUGAGUUCAACGAGGGUUUGAUUCUGGCAAUGAACAUGAGUCAAACCAAUUCCUGGGUUGAUCACGUUGCUAAGCUCAUUCGAGCAAUUCCAUCCCACAAAAUUGUCCUUACGCAUGCCGACCUUUCCCCACGAAACAUCAUUGUCAAAGGUGAUAAGAUCACCGGCAUAAUUGACUGGGAGAUGGCCGGGUUUUAUCCUGAGUACUGGGAAUAUAUAAAAGCUAUGUAUCAUCCAGAUUGGCAAAGUUGCUGGAUAAAGGAGGGGUUCCCUGAUCUUGUACUUAAACCAUUUUAUCGGGAGCAUGCGGUGAUGUUGCAUAUGCAAGAAGUCGUCUGGUAG
Messenger RNA from Penicillium cinerascens, 777 nucleotides. Its product is annotated as Aminoglycoside phosphotransferase. NCBI's taxonomy places the organism in Eukaryota, Fungi, Ascomycota, Eurotiomycetes, Eurotiales, Aspergillaceae. The transcript has a single exon. Bases 1 to 777 code for a protein of 258 amino acids. The record is from RefSeq and is a predicted model, not a curated record.